AUGGCAACUAGCCCUCGCCAGAUCACGGUUGAGAAUCAUUCGGGGUCAACUCAAAGCUAUCUCUUCUUCAGCGAAGCACUGGAACCCUCAAGCUCUGCCAGCAAAGCCCUCAGUAGCCUCUGGGUCAUGUCUCCUUACGUGGUUUCCACAAACCAUGACCACGCCCAUCCCGACGAUCAUGUCGGCGACUCUGUCACCAAUGGUACGGCCACGAAGUCAGCCCGCAGCGGCGAGACCGUCACCUGGUCCAGCGCGGCAAAUAUGGAGACGUUCAGCGCCGAAAAGCUCCGCAUUCACUAUUACGGACUCGACAAGCCAGUCGCCACGCACCCUGUCGAUUUGGGUGCCGUGGGGGAUGAGCCCGCCGUGGCAGGCGAGGGGAGCCCUAAAGACAAGUAUUUCAUUGGGACGGGAUGCCACGAUGGCACCGAUCUGCCUGUUGACACCAGCGCCUUGGAAAAUGGUCCUGAGGUCGACUUUGCCCAGGCCGCGAGCGGCCAGACGGUCGCCGUCAUCAAGCACUACAGCGAUGGAACGUUUUCGCAUCCAAUAUGCCACUACCCUGACGACGCGUUGGCUUGA
Molecule: messenger RNA, 582 nt
Organism: Purpureocillium lilacinum
Lineage: Eukaryota; Fungi; Ascomycota; Sordariomycetes; Hypocreales; Ophiocordycipitaceae
Source: RefSeq, a predicted model, not a curated record